This is a messenger RNA of Sphaerodactylus townsendi, 1442 nucleotides long. It is a transcript of the gene ADTRP, whose product is annotated as androgen dependent TFPI regulating protein. Bases 229 to 945 code for a protein of 238 amino acids. The transcript is spliced from 6 exons. NCBI's taxonomy places the organism in Eukaryota, Metazoa, Chordata, Lepidosauria, Squamata, Sphaerodactylidae. Gene Ontology annotation, cellular component: membrane; endomembrane system. The record is from RefSeq and is a predicted model, not a curated record.
CCGGGCGACUAAUCUCCCAUAAUCUUGGGACAGGCGCUUCAGUGCAAAGAAUAAGCCGCAGCUCGGGGGUGGCGCGCAAACAAGGGCAGGGAGAGGAAAGAAAGCAAAGUGCGCUUCCGCUCCAUGUCGCUUCCUGCAGCUGCCUGAGCGGUCCGGACGUUGCCUGCUCUGCAGGAUCGUUGUUUGCACAGGAGGGUCACGCGAUUGCGGGGCGCCUCGAGCAGCGCCAUGACGCCCUCCCGCCUCUUGCUCUGGCACGGCCUCGGCUUGGCCUGGUUCGCCUACAUCGCCCGCUUGACCGCCAAUAUCGAGGCGCUGGGUGCCCAAGCGGCGGCAACGGCAGGCAUCGACACCUACGGCGGGGUCUGGAAAUUCCUCACCUUCCUCAACCUGGUUUUGCAGGCUGUUUUGUGUGGCAUCUCCUUCCUGGUUGAUGUGUUUACACUAAUGGAGAAACAGAGAAUUGCCAAGUUUGUGGUCCCCUUCAGAGACUUGCUGUUUGGAUCUCUGGCUUUUCCUGUAUCCAUGUUUGUGACUUCAUCCUUUUGGAUAUUGUACCUUUAUGACCGGAAGUUGGUUUAUCCCGAGAGCCUUGAUGCAUACAUCCCUGUGUGGAUGAAUCAUGCUAUGCACACUUCGAUAUUUCCGUUCGCUUUGAUAGAACUGUUUUCUGUUCCUCGCCGUUAUCCAUCAGAGAGGAAAAGACUCCUUUGGUUAAUAAUUGGCUGUUUGGGCUAUAUCGCUUGGAGCGUGCACAUUUACUCAGUCACGGGGAAGUGGGCCUAUCCCAUCUUGGAUGUCCUGAGUCCACUCAGCAAAAUAGCCUUUUUCCUUGGGAGCUGUGGAGUUGUUGCAUUUUACUCUCAGACAGGAGCGUUUCUCUGGCGCAUGAUUUGGGGUGACUCAGUAGUAAUAUUUGACGCGUCUAAGAGGAAAAGCAAAUGAAACUUCCACGGAUGCCGGAGCAAGCCUGCUGAUAUCCUGAAGCCAGAGAAGGAGAGCAAGGAGACGUCUGUGCGUGAAACUGUUCUGUAUCCCUGUUCAUUAUUAAGUUUCUUCAAACCAGUCCAGAUAAAUACGCCACCAGAUGCUGAAAAACACCUGGAUUCGUGAACUGCUUAUGGUCAUGUGGUUGGUGAGACAGCUGGGCAGAAUUCUGGAGGGGCUCCCCUGCCUGCAAGGGAAGAAGACUCACUCAAGUGCCUCUGGUGCCUGUUUGGGCCAAUUUAAGUGGUCAUUCCCCUGGUCCAGGAUAGCCCUUCAGGCAUGGACAAUACUAGGGGUCCCCUCUCUUUUUGAGCCUGUGGGCAAAGCUGGAAAUUUGACAUAAUUUGGUACGUUCAGCAACUGAACAUAAGAACAUAAGAACUAGCCUGCUGGGUCAGACCAGAGUCCAUCUAGUCCAGCACUCUGCUACUCGCAGUGGCCCACCAGGUGCCUUU